Molecule: messenger RNA, 636 nt
Organism: Penicillium arizonense
Lineage: Eukaryota; Fungi; Ascomycota; Eurotiomycetes; Eurotiales; Aspergillaceae
Product: U4/U6-U5 snRNP complex subunit SNU23
Exons: 1
Coding region: 1-636 (211 amino acids)
Biological process (GO): mRNA splicing, via spliceosome
Cellular component (GO): spliceosomal complex; U4/U6 x U5 tri-snRNP complex
Molecular function (GO): nucleic acid binding; zinc ion binding
Source: RefSeq, a predicted model, not a curated record
AUGUCUGGCCCAAACGCCUACGGCACCCCGGUGUCCGACACAGCCUUCCGCAAAACAUGGGACCGAGAAGAAUACACGAAAAAAGCAGCGGACGAAGAAGCCAAGCGCAAAGCCGAAGGCAAAGCACGAUACGAAGCCAAGCUCCUAGGCAAGAAAUACCAUGCUCCGGUCGAUCUCAGCACGCUUGAAGCGACAACAGCGCGAAACCAGCGACUGGACGUGGCCUCGAUGGUGGGCAAGACGACAAUUGUCCCAGCCGGCGCGUCAAUGGGCAAGCGCGGAGCCGGCGCUGGAUUCUACUGCAAGGACUGCGAUCUUACCUUCAAGGAUAAUCUGCAGCUUGUCGAGCAUUUGAAUAGCAAGCAGCAUUUGAUUGCGACGGGACAAAGUGGGGAGGUUAAGCGGGCUACAGUUGAAGAGGUGCGGAUGCGGUUGCGGGCGUUGGCGCAUCGGAAGAGAGUUCGGGAUGAAGAGGAGCGUAAGGCUUGGCAGCUUGAUCUUGGGGCUCGGUUGAAGGAGCGGGAGGAGCAGGAUGCGAAGGAGAGGGAGGAGAAGAGGCGCAAGCGGAAUGAGAAGCGGCGGAAGGUUAAGCAAGAGGAUGAUAGCUGGGAGGGACGGUUGGGCAUUAUUUCUUGA